AGGACCGCCUCAUUCGUAUGUAUCAACCUUUCAUAUGUUCAAAAGCAUUUUUCAUUUUCCAAUUAUGACUAUGUUUAUCAUUCUUGUCCUUGCCUGAGUAAGUCUAAACACUAAGAAGAAGUAUGUUGCCGUGGUCGUGACUAGUUGUAUAACUAGAACCUGAUUGGCCAUCGGAAAUUGAUGGGAAUGGCUCUGCCUAUCCCUAUGCUUAUUUAGCCCCUGCAACUGCAUGUAGUAACUAUCCAAAACACGAUGUGCUAGCUAGUAAGAAUAGUGGGGAUUCUUGCGGGGGCUCGUUCUGACGUCCCCGGCCACCGAGAUCCGAUUUUAGCAUCGCGAGCAGCUGCAGGGAGUUAUAAAAUUCGCAUUUUUUUACGAAAAGGAAAACAUGGACGGCAACUACCACGAACACAAUGAUCCUUCUUCUCCUUCCCGACGGACUGCAGCUGGCGAUGACCACAGUAGUUCCCGCAACACGACCAACACGGCGACGGCGUCUUCCACGAGCACGAACACGCGGCAGGUCCGGACGGCCCAACUCGGCUACCGAAUCUUCCACAACCGGCCCUCGCAGCGCCUAGACCGGCUGCAGGAGCGGGAGCAACGGGUAGAGCAGGAGUACGGCAUUGCAGCGGAUAGAACAAGUGGCCGGCGCAAAAAUUAUGGAGAUGAUGUUGACAGUGAUGUUGAACAAAACGCAAACGACGAGGCGAAUAAUAACGGAAAUUUCUAUCAGAAUGUUGGUGACAACAAGAAGCAUUUUUCGUCGAGUAGUAGAACCGAUAACAGCAGAAGCAGAACAGUUUCCAACGCCCUUCCGUCUUCUCCGGGAAUGGAGUAUGAGGAGGAUUUCUCGGCCCUGGAAGCCCGGAUGCUGCAGGAGCUGGAUGAGCACCUGGAGGAGGACGACAGUGAAACAUCGGCUUUCCUCGGUUACCGAAAGGUCGUGGACAAGCAGAAAGCACUCGAUGGCUAUAUGGCGAACGCAGAGACUUUUUUUCAAGAAACUUUUUUUUUUUCGCCCAUGUCCUCGGCCUGUGCAUGAUAGGCCUUUCAACUUUUUGUAACGGGUCUACGAAGGGAGUAGCAAGGCCUGCCACGGCUCAUACGAAGCCAAUCGCGUAAGCACUUGCGAAGACGCUUCAGCAGCAGCAGGUGCUGUGGGCUUUCGGUGUGCCGCUAGUCCUGGGCCCGUGCCCCUUUCACUCCCGCACACCAGCGCCCGUCUGAAUCGGGCUUGAUGCUACCGGGGCACGCGCCUUCUUGCGCAGCACACGCUGUGCGGAGGCCAGCUUCUGUGUUUCACCGAAGGGGCUGACAAGUGCGCCGCCUGAGGUCGCCAUCCCCCUUCGAUCAUAUUCUAACGACCCCUGGGGAGGGCAAAAGACGGCCCAGAUAGUGUUCUCGAGCCCGGGAAGGCUUCUACACAGUUUCCGGAAGCAACGUCGCGGAAAAGGGCGCUGCCGGCCCUUGGCCAAUCUGCCAGAAACCAGCGCGACGCCGGGGACCGUGCGCAUAGACGCACCAACCUGUAUGAACCGCGCCUCCCGCGCAAAUUUGCCUCAUAGCUCGAAGGUGUCCGACCUCCUCUUGAGGAGACACGCCGAAAACAACAAGAGGGAGGCCCCUCGGAGGGGGGUUGGGGGGGUGGGUUGCGCGACCCCCGCCCCUGCCUCCAUCAUACCAUGCGGGCUAGCAAAAAAAGGGAUCCCGAAGGGGGGGGGUUACCCCCCCCCCCUCCGGGGCCCCUCGAGCCGGCAUUUUUGCGCUGCCCAAAAAGAUUUCCCGUUGUCUCCGAUGCCACCAGGCCGGGCAAAAGACCUUGGGGCUUAGGGCAAUGUGGGGAAGCCCGGCGGAAGAAAGCCCACUGCACGCGGGGCUCUGCGAGGUUUUUCUCGCUCUGACCUAGAGUGCCUCCACGCCGCUAAACCUCGGCGGGGCCCCGCAGCCCAGCAGCAGAGAAGAUUCAAAGCAACUCCCUUCCUUUCCUCUGUUUCGGGUGUCGUGAUGAGGUGACGCGCCCAAGCCAUGGCAGCCCCUCGGCACCUCUCACACUGCUACCGCGUAGUUUUGGUAGCACGAGGGGUCGGCGACUGUUCCUGCUCUCACAGUAGCCAUCACCCCCUGCGGCAGGACCCGCGCCGCACGCACAGAGCCUGAAAGGCCGCUUUCCAAGUGGUCGCCGAAUGCCUGAGCGGCUCAGGCUGUUCGUCCUGGGUUCUCUUUCUAAGCCGGAGUCAAGGCAUGGCUGCACUAGCGGUUAAGUCCUCCUAUCAAGAGUGCGCCGGCGGCAGACGAACAAAAAUCGACGGCACCGCCCGCACUUGAUAUUCGGAUGCACAGCUAUGGGCAAAAAAAAAAAAGUUUUUUGAAAAAAAGUUUCUGCGUCCGCCAUAGGCUACCGAAAGGUCGUGGACAAGCAGAAAGCACUCGAUGGCUACGGAUUCGGACACGACCGGAGCAGUAGAGGCCGCACUGCAGGAGCCCCUGCUUCGAGUAGAAAUUACAACGCAGCUGUCGCUGAGCAACAAAAUUCUGUUCUUUCCCGAAAGCCGCGACUUGAUGUGCAACCCUCUCGAGGUCCGGAUCGCGACGCCGAAGAGCCACCAAACGCGACGUUUACUUACGUCACCGCUGCGUCAUCCUCGCCGCUGCGACAGCCUGCAUCGAAUUCGAAGCCUUCUGGAAGUAGAACAACAACUCCCGGUGGAUCUACUACUUCGAGGGCGAACAAUGCAAUAAAGUCGCCGCGAAGUCGUGCAAGCUCGACGGCGGCGGGACGAAAAAAACGCGAGAGUAAACUACCGGUCGCCAGUCCGCCGGGAGGGACAAGGCGGCGCACGACUAUCAACCAAAAACUCAAAAAUGCGCUCGACGUUCCCGGAGUUGGUUCGCCAAAGAACAUUAACGAUAAGCUGCGUCCUUCUCGUGUGAAAAGGUGCACAUGCUUUGGGCGAAAAUUUGGCUACAGCCGGACCGUGUGUAUUCUGCUGAUUGCGGUGUGCGUAGCUUUGCUCCUUGCCCUGAGCCUGGGGAGCUGGGUGGUCUACGAUUAUGUUGCGCGAAGUGGUGGAAACAACGACGUGCCUCCUGACGUGGACGAUCGUGAUUGCGCGGAAAAAGCCCGGGACCAGUGGUGCGUGGAUUUGAAAAACAUGACGUACAAAAACAUACCUUCCACGGACUUUUUCGCACAAAAGCUCGGCGACAAAACGUUCGACGUCGCGAUGAACGAAGUUGACGCAAAAAAUGGGAAAACCCUUCCGAAUCAAGCUGGGUGGUCGUGCCGAAAACUUGUCCGCUCGAAGUCCUUUCUCCCUGGUGGGGAAAGGAGAAUUCUCCGCAACGGGCCGCGCCGACCCGCGGAUUUAGAGGAUUGGCCGAGGAUAAAGAUCGCGAGAAAUGCCCCGCUGCAGGAACACAUGAAUCGGGUGGUACACGAGAAAUGCAAGAAAAACGACACGGCGUCCUCUACUUCCGCGAUUGGAAGUAGUGGCACUACUCCUACAUCUGGAGGAGCUCGUCGUCCUGCUUCGCUCGAACAGCUCAAGGGAGAGGCUCUCGGCGAGGAGUGUAUGACAGUGCACAACUCCCCCUCCCGCUCAUUUGUCAUGCGAAAUCCCAAAUCCAGUCGCUUCCACUGUGUGGCACCGUUUGCAUGACAAAUCUCGAAAGCUCAAACAGUACUACAGUAGGCACAUAUUAAAUUUGUCAUGUACAGGCUCCAGGGUCGCUGGCGUUUGUAUUGCUGUUCAUGCAAAAAUACAAAUGAGGGGAAGACUGGGAGUAGUGCACCGUCAUAGAGUGCUGCCGAGGAACACAGGACCGAUAUUGCAAAACUACCGUCGCGGAUGCCGGGAAGGAGAGCGGCAACGAAAUAUGCCAGGACCUCCUGGUUAUGCGAGGUACACCCGGCGUAACUAAGGACUUCUUUUGCCAGAAAAUCGACGGGCCGCCGAUAAACGACCCGCAGAUGCCGUCCUGCUUCCUGACAGAUGCACAGAAUCGCGAGGUGAAUGCAACAGUAGAACAUAAUUGCUUCAGCCCAGGCACUGGGCCAUUGCCCAAAACUACAGGGUUGAACUUCUGUCUUGCCUCACCCUGA
Messenger RNA from Amoebophrya sp. A120, 4105 nucleotides. Lineage: Eukaryota; Dinophyceae; Syndiniales; Amoebophryaceae. The record is from the annotation of a GenBank genome assembly.